Helianthus annuus (common sunflower) is the source of this 1413-nucleotide messenger RNA. RefSeq names its product dual-specificity RNA methyltransferase RlmN. Gene Ontology annotation, molecular function: RNA methyltransferase activity; iron-sulfur cluster binding. Gene Ontology annotation, biological process: rRNA base methylation; tRNA methylation. Lineage: Eukaryota; Viridiplantae; Streptophyta; Magnoliopsida; Asterales; Asteraceae. Bases 111 to 1229 code for a protein of 372 amino acids. The transcript is spliced from 8 exons. The record is from RefSeq and is a predicted model, not a curated record.
UGGCUUUUCAGAAGAUUGAAUUUUGGAAGAACUGAAAAAGAAAAGGUUGCGUCGUUCAUAAACCCUAACAACAGACAGAAAGAAAGAAAACAAAGGGGUUUGAGUUUGAUAUGACGACGUUUCGAUCUGUGUUCGAUGCACCCUUCAUAAGAACAGAAUUUGAUAAAUCUGGAAUCAAUACUCAAUUCAUUCCUACAAUCUGGAAAUAUGUGAUACAGAACCCUAAUUGUGAAUGGCGAGACAUUCCUUCAUUACCUUCAGCUGCUUACUCGUUACUUUCAUCAAAGUUCAAACCCUGCACUUCUGCCGUUGAUUUCGUUUCUGACUCCACUGAUCAAGUUACCACCAAACUCCUCAUUAAGUUGCAGAAUGGAGCAUCUGUAGAAACCGUGAUUAUGAGAUAUGAUUCCAGUUUAGGGAAAUAUGCAGGCAAGCCUCGUUCUGGUGGCCUACGCUCCACGUUAUGCAUAUCUUCACAGGUUGGUUGUAAAAUGGGCUGCAAAUUUUGUGCAACUGGGACGAUGGGAUUCAAAAGUAACCUCUCAACUGGAGAGAUUGUAGAACAGUUGGUGCAUGCUUCCCGUUUGUCACCCAUACGCAAUAUCGUCUUCAUGGGAAUGGGAGAACCAUUGAACAACUAUACUGCGUUAGUAGAAGCUAUAAGAGUAAUGACAUCAUAUCCGUUUCAAAUUUCACCCAAAAAGAUAACUGUGUCAACGGUUGGUAUAAUUCAUGCAAUAAACAAAUUCCAUGAUGAUUUACCAAAUUUAAACCUAGCAGUUUCGCUUCAUGCACCAGUUCAAGAUAUCCGUUGUCAGAUAAUGCCUGCAGCACGAGCUUUUCCGUUAGGAAAACUUAUGGAUGCUCUUGCAGAAUAUCAAAAGAAAAGUGGGCAAAAGAUUUUCAUAGAGUACAUAAUGCUCGACGGUGUGAAUGAUGAGGAACAACAUGCACACCAACUUGGCAAAUUACUCGACACAUUUGAAGUGGUUAUAAAUCUGAUACCUUUUAAUCCGAUUGGCACGCUAAGUCAAUUUGAUACAAGUGGAGAUGACAAAGUCACUAUAUUUCAAAAAAUUCUUAGAAAUACCUAUAAUAUACGAACUACUGUUAGAAAGCAAAUGGGUCAAGAUAUAAGCGGUGCAUGUGGACAACUCGUGAUUAAUUUACCAAACAAGACAUCUGCAGUUGUGGCUUCAUUAACAGACAUUGAAGAUCUUCGUCCUUAAUUAGGUUUAUGGGUUAGUAUUUCGUGUAUGACAAGCUGAUUGUUGUUAUUGAUUUUUGGUUUUACCCCAAAAUUCUAUAUGAAUUUUCUCCUUCAGUAAUUUUGUUAUAGUCUAGUCUAAUACAUGUUUAUGAAACUGAAAUUCUGGAAGGAUAAACAUAGUGGCUACUAGCUUGUUUAUUUUA